Penicillium verhagenii is the source of this 981-nucleotide messenger RNA. Its product is annotated as Mrp/NBP35 family ATP-binding protein. The record is from RefSeq and is a predicted model, not a curated record. Gene Ontology annotation, molecular function: 4 iron, 4 sulfur cluster binding; ATP-dependent FeS chaperone activity; ATP binding. The coding region runs from base 1 to 981 and encodes 326 amino acids. Gene Ontology annotation, cellular component: cytosol. Gene Ontology annotation, biological process: iron-sulfur cluster assembly. NCBI's taxonomy places the organism in Eukaryota, Fungi, Ascomycota, Eurotiomycetes, Eurotiales, Aspergillaceae. The transcript is spliced from 2 exons.
AUGUCUCUCGAUGGAGUUAAAAACAUCGUCCUGAUUCUAUCCGGCAAAGGUGGUGUCGGAAAAUCCUCCGUAACCCUCCAACUAGCCCUUGCGCUCUCCCUCCAAGGAAAAUCCGUCGGCAUCCUCGACAUCGACCUAACAGGCCCCUCAAUCCCCCGUCUAGUCGGCCUCGAAGAUGCAAAGAUCACCCAAUCCCCCGCAGGCUGGCUUCCAGUUCCGGUACACAGCAGGGUCACAUCACAAACCACAGACUCUACAACCCCGUCCCCCUCCCCGCGCGGCUCCCUCCACUGCAUGUCCCUAGGUUUCCUCCUCCGAGACCGCGGCGACGCAGUAAUCUGGCGCGGUCCUAAGAAAACAGCGAUGAUCCGUCAGUUCCUUUCAGAUGUCUCAUGGGGCUCCACAGAUUACCUGCUUAUUGAUACACCGCCGGGUACGAGCGACGAGCAUAUUGCGCUUGCGGAACAACUACUUACCCUCUCGACUGCGGACCCGGUGCUAGCGGCGCAGAAUCAUAUGCCUAGGUUGGCGGGUGCAGUGCUGGUUACUACGCCACAGGCUGUUGCGACAUCAGAUGUACGCAAAGAGGCGAAUUUCUGCGUGAAGACUAGUAUACCUAUUCUGGGUGUUAUCGAGAAUAUGUCGGGUUACGCUUGUCCGUGUUGUGGGGAAGUGAGCAAUUUGUUCUCGAGUGGUGGUGGAGAGGUCAUGUCGCAGCAACUUGGAAUUCCAUUUUUGGGGAAGGUGCCUGUUGAUGUUAAGUUCGGGGAAUUGGUUGAAGGGAAGAUGGAGUUGAGUGAUGACGAAGAUGAAGAUGAAACAGACGACAAUGAUGGGCAGAAACAGAAUAAGGUGCAGGCCGAGCCGGUUGAACCAGAUGAGAGGCCCCUCGUCGAAAAGUACCAGGAGGGAUGGUCUUAUCCUCGAUUUGAAGGGUUUGCGAAGACCAUUGUUGAUGGGUUGCAGCAGACUGCAGCCUAA